CGCACACACACAGCUCCACUGAAUCUUGGACUGUCUGACUGAGCGACCCAAACACACGCCAUAUCCAGUCAGCUUUCAGAUCGAGAAGGGCCGGUGUUAUUUUAAGAUCAGUACAGUUAAUAUCCUUCCACUUCAAAAUACAUCCGAAACGAUGCUUCGCAAAAUAAUCUAAAAUAAAACAGGCGAAGAUAGGCUACGACAGGCGAUUUGGACGUGAGCAGUCCUCUUGCUUCAGCCCCCAUGCCCGCCUGGCUGUGAGUGAUGGUCAGGUGUUUGAGCUUGCGGCUCUGUCUGCUGGCGGGGGCCUGCCUCUUGGCCCAUGCCACCCCUCUCCCACCUUCGCCAGGCGAGGAGGGCAGCCGGAGGGCUGGCAGGCGGCCCGGGGUGGCACGAGCUGUGACAGGGAGCGGAUUUGUGCGAGAGGACAGUCGGAUUGACCCUGCCCCUGCGCCUGUCGCGUCCAGCGGCCCACCGGCAGCUCCAGAUGGGCUGUCACAGAGUGUCAGGGUGGUUAAUGGGACAGAGCAGCCUGCCGCUGACAGCUCGUCUCUGCUGCUCCGAGCAGGUGAUGCAGGGCCUCGGGGGUCUGGGAGAGCAGGGAGUGCCGCCGUCAGCCCCACGGAGCAGGAAGGGGUGAACGAGGGGGCACCUGCUUUGGUUAAAUCGAGGCUGGGGGGCGAGCGAGAUGUCCUGCCAGCACAGACAGAGGGGAAUCACAGGCAGGCAGAUUCCACGUUGAAGAGGACAGGAGGUGACAGACAGGGCCCCACUGCUGGAGGCAGCCAGAGCCCAAGGAGUGGGAGCGGCUCAGAGGAAGGGCCCGGUCAGGGGAGCUCAGGGCACGGAGGGCCCCUGGAGUCUCCCUCUGAAGGCACACAGGAGCCAGCCAUUUUAGGCUCACCUGGCACAGCCCAGGAUGCACAGGCGUCACAACGAGGCGCUGGCACUGAGGACACUGCAGCCAUCGACACCCCUGUGCUUGCACAGGCUUCCAUCAGGACAGAGCUGGAACCCACAAAGGCUAUGAUUCAGACCAGCAGCGAAACACCACAUCAUCUGCCUUCUCCUUCCCCAGCACCUCAGAGCGGCGAGAGAGGGACACAGGCACCUCCCCAGAUGAGUGUUGCUAUACAGAUGAAGGGCUCAGACAGCCCGGGGGUUCGAGGCCAGACAGGGGAGCGAGUGAACCCCACAGAGAAGCUGCUCUCCAGGGUGCAGGAGGCUAAAACAGCAAAAGCCCUCCCCACUAAACAACCCAGCCCCCCGAAUGAUGGUGUCGGCGCCAUGGCAACAGCGAGUGCCUUGUCGACAGCCAAUGCCACAGCGAUGCCAAGCAUCACCCAGAGAAGCCCUUCCUCCAGCAGCACGCCUUCCUCAGAAGAAACCGAGCUGCUCAGACAGACUGCAGACCUGGACAGGGGCCAGCUGUCCACGCCCUCUUUGUCAAACAUGGAGGAGGGAGGGGCCGUCACGUCUCCCUCUGUCCUCCCACCCCGCCCCCACCUGACCGCCAGCCCCCUCAAUGGAAGGAGUGCCAAAGGAGGCAGUCCAGUCCACUCCGGAUCCCCUGAGGAGACGUUUGGCCCCACACCCACAGAACCACCCCAGGAAGAACAUCCCGGCCCUGAGCGGGGUGUCACUGCUCACCCCUCCACUGGAGGGCCACCACAGCAAGCUGCAAGUAAGACUGGGGAAGAUUAG
Messenger RNA from Megalops cyprinoides (Indo-Pacific tarpon), 1701 nucleotides. RefSeq lists its product as uncharacterized. Bases 262 to 1701 code for a protein of 479 amino acids. Lineage: Eukaryota; Metazoa; Chordata; Actinopteri; Elopiformes; Megalopidae. The record is from RefSeq and is a predicted model, not a curated record. The transcript is spliced from 2 exons.